CUAGCGAACCUUACCUGACACAUCCCCCUUGUGCCUUGGCUCAGGUAUUCUCUUUGCCUAAUUAGCAGUUUAAUGGGUCAAUAAUCAGCCUUGUCUCAGCAGCUACCUCCAUUCAGGACAGGUUUCUGCUCCCAUUCCUCUCCGAAUCUCCCAUCCUCCUAGGGAGGAGGGACUCUUGCUGGCUGCUCCCCACCUAGUUGCCCGACUUCUCUCUGGGGACCUGAAUCGGGCCCCUCCACAGCUCCCCACUGAUCUGCAGCCUGCAGGCAGCAAUCUCUCUGUUCCCGAAGGAGCACCGUGUCAUCAUUCCCACCAGAAAGUCGAUGCCUACUUUAUCAUGGGCAAAUCUUCUUACUGGAAACAAUUGUGCGGGAUCGUGGGAGGCUGCCUCCUACCAAGUCCCAUGAGCAUCUUAUUCUUGCUGGGAAGAAAGCAAUGACAUAGCUGGGGCGACACCACUUGGGAGUGGACAGAGCCUCUCGCCCUUUGACAUAGAGCUGGUUUGAAGGCUUAGAUGUCGGCUUCUCUGAGACCCAACACAGAGUGCAUUGGUCAGGCCUGGGUUUGGCAGAUUCAGCUGGACUUAGAGCCUCUGGCCCAGGGGGCAGGACCCUUCCUCACCCCAUGCUCCAACUGCCACUGCUCUAACUGUCGCUGGAACUUUGCCUCUCUCCUCCAGGACUUGCCCACCCUUUGGAUGUCUGCUGGCUCAGCACAGCUCUUUUGAGGUGAAAGCCUCAUUUCAGUGAUUUAGGCACUAGGGCACCGGGAAGGGAACCCACGUGGGUAUCUGAAGAUCUUUUGGUGCUGUUCAGCUGUGCUUGAGGGCUACUUUCUCAGAGGUGCUCCAGAAGAGAAGAAGAGAGAAGUACUUACUUUUCUCUUCACAAUGGAAAUGGACUUGCAGGUCAUUGUGCCAGUUGACCUCGGUUCUGGAGAUCAUCAGCACCUGGCUCGGAAAGCAGUAGAUGAAGGUGCAUCCCAAUCUGGUCGGCCCUCCACAUCUUCACCUGCAGAGAAGCCAAAGGAAGCUAAAGGAAAUCCAAGCCCAAAGGCUGACAAGCGAGCAAACAUCUAUGUGAUACAAAUUUCAGAUGACCCAACCCCAAAUGACAGCAGUGAAACAACAACACCCAGUCCACUCUCAGACAGAUCUGUCCGCCAAGCUUUUGUUGCAAAAGUGUUCCUCCUCCUGUCAGCUCAGCUGUUAAUCACUGCCAUAAUUAUUGGUACAUUUGUCUUCUGGAAAGCUUUAAGAGUGUGGGUGGUUACACACCCCUGGUUCAUAUGUGCACUCUUUCCAGCCUUUUUUGUUAUAUUUAUUGCACUCGCUUGCUGUGGGAAUAUCCGCCGGGAAGUGCCUGCAAAUUACAUUCUCCUGGGAUUGUUUACGGUUCUUGAAGGUCUGCUGCUAGGAACUGUAUCGGUUUUCUAUAGUGCUGAGGAAGUGCUGUGGGCAACGGCGACAACCACUCUGGUGACCUUAGCGAUCACUCUAUUUGCUCUACAAACAAAAUGGGAUUUUACCUGGCUAAAUGGAACACUGUUUGUUUUCCUCUGCGUACUUCUCAUCUAUGGAAUUUUGAUGCUCUUCAUACGAUCAUAUUGGCUGAACCUAUUGUACGCUGCACUCGGAACCCUGGUGUUCUCCUUGUACCUGGUGAUGGACGUGCAGCUCAUGGUAGGAGGGCACCAUUAUGACAUGGACCCUGAGGAGUAUGUUUUUGCUGCCCUGGAGAUCUACUUGGACAUCAUUAACCUUUUCCUUUUUAUUCUUCAACUGAAUGCACAAGCACGGUAGUUAUGUGGCCUUUGUCAGCUGAUGGUGAGAACAGAAGAAGGGCACUUGUGGACUGAUACCUGGCUCAGACAUGAACUUCAUAAGCCCUUUUAUUUAAAAAUUACAGUGAGAAUACUUUUUUCUUUCUUUACAAAAGAAACUAUGCAUUCAGUAGAGGAUAGCUGUUGUUGUUAUGCUUUUAAUUCUAUUGUCACAUACCAAAACUUGCUGGGAAUAUUCCUAAUUUUUAUAA
Molecule: messenger RNA, 2033 nt
Organism: Fukomys damarensis (Damara mole-rat)
Lineage: Eukaryota; Metazoa; Chordata; Mammalia; Rodentia; Bathyergidae
Gene: Tmbim7p
Product: transmembrane BAX inhibitor motif containing 7, pseudogene
Exons: 11
Coding region: 890-1801 (303 amino acids)
Cellular component (GO): membrane
Source: RefSeq, a predicted model, not a curated record